Marasmius oreades (fairy-ring Marasmius) is the source of this 2020-nucleotide messenger RNA. RefSeq lists its product as uncharacterized. The transcript has 7 exons. Gene Ontology annotation, cellular component: lipid droplet. The record is from RefSeq and is a predicted model, not a curated record. The coding region runs from base 32 to 1852 and encodes 606 amino acids. NCBI's taxonomy places the organism in Eukaryota, Fungi, Basidiomycota, Agaricomycetes, Agaricales, Marasmiaceae.
UUUUCCUUCUCGACCAUCACUCCGGCCCUCGAUGGACGGUUUUGACUCUAGACACAAGUCCCCACAAGAUUUAGUCGCGAUUUUCCAUGCCUCAUUUCAUCCUACCAGGGGUAAUGUCAUAGAUUGGUCCUUGAAGGCGAGCGACGAUAUCGAACUCGAUAAUCUCGAGUUCAGCACGCUUCCUAGUGGACUACAUCUGGUCGAUCAAGACGUAAUAUACUUUUCGAACAAUGGUCAUCAAGGGAUAUGUGCGUUUAGGAGGGUAAAGACCGCCGAAGAGGGACAACGCGGCUUUCGUUUAUCUUCCUUGGGCAUCCUAGUUGCGAAAUCUGCACGACCGAAACCUUGGUUACAUAUUUCUGCCCUUCAGGACCUCAUUGCAAUGCUCUAUUCAAGAAAUGAACUCUCCAACCCUCUUGCACCGUCCAAAGCAGACUGGGGCCCAUCGCAACGUUAUUUCGAAGCUCACAGGUUUCGGGGCAUCGACACGGGAGGGGCAGGGGAAGGCUCAUGGAAAGGUUGGAGUUAUGAACUUGAUGGGGACGACUCGGAUCGUUCACAUUCCAAUCCAACCCUCCACCUCCCACAUCUAUUGCGUAUACUUGGCCCAUCGACACUCACUCUCUAUAAACAUGUUGUCGGCCGCAAGAGGAUACUAAUAUACACCCUCCCACCUGUCGAAGCGGCGUGUAUUCUUUGUCAGAUAGCAGCAGACUUCUGCUACGAAGAACAGGUUGAACCAUCACCUGAGUGUGCCAGCAGUAGCAGGCUUGGUCGUUUGGUUGGCAAGAAUAGAGAACCAAUAAGUGUGCUCGGAAUGAUAACUUUGUCCGACCUUGACAAGUUACAAGCUGAGACUCAGACAGGACGAGGUUGGAUCGCUUGCACAACUGAUGCCAUUUUCCUCGAGAAACCCUCACACUACGAUCUCUUAAUUGAUCUAACAACCUCCACGCCCAAUAAAUCGACACGCCCGACUUUUUAUUCUUCACGAGCUACAGAACCAACCACCGCCAGAGGACCUACUCAUCGUUUGUCAACCAUCCGUUUCGCUUGGAGCGAUGUAAAAUUAUGGAAUGAACUAGAUCGCAUUCUGCAACUAGACCCUUCAUGUUCCCACCCCGGCGGUUGUUGUUCACCCUUAAAUCCUAGCGAUGCCUUAAAAUCGCAAUAUGUCGCAGCUUGGACCGAUGUUUGGCGAGUGUACGAAGAUGUCUGCCUAGUCUGUGCUGGGCUUUGGAUGGGAUCGUGGCGCGGUAAUUCGACUGCAUCUUACUCUACGGCGAAUGGUGCAAGAAAUUGGGGUACCGUUCGCCUAGAAGGAGAUGACGAUCUCUCUUAUGAUGGACUCAGUGAGGGGGGGCAGAUGCGUAACUUAGGACAAGGUAUUGAAGGGAGGCCCGCGCCCGCGACCACAUCCAGAUCUAUGCGACGUUCAAGUGCGAUGUCUUGGUCCAGUGGCCAAGGGACAGUAACCUCCAUGUCAACGAAAAGCCCAUCACAAACCGUAUCUGGAUCUAAUCCCAGUCUUCCUCCACACGCCCCCUCUCAUCACUCUGACGAACGAGAUGAUAGCCAGUUACGGACAACCUUAGCCCUCCUUCAAACUUUCCAUGCCCACACAUUAUUCCAAUUAUCAAUUUUGGAAUCGUUCCUUUCUGCACCCGAGGAUCGUGACGGAAAUAACAUUGUGUUAACACCAAAGGAUGUUCUUACCUUUGAACUUGGGCCGUAUAGUACCUCUGACGAGCAAUAUCUGGAAUGGCUAGCUCGGGAGUAUGGGGGCGGCUCCAACAUUAUGAUCAAGCGAAGUUGGAAGGAUCUAUUCGGGAUAGUGUUUGGUUAUGGUUGAAUAUUUGCAUGUCCACGCAUUGAGAACGAGGUGGAAGUGUUGGUGUCCAACGACUUAGAUACUUAUAUCCCUUGUGCACGCGUUCAGAUACCCAACCGAUUUUGAAAACCAUCUGAUGCGAUAAAAAGUUAUGAUGAUAUACAUAUAUAUUCACAAUUUGCGAACACG